Messenger RNA from Cylindrotheca closterium, 2010 nucleotides. NCBI's taxonomy places the organism in Eukaryota, Bacillariophyta, Bacillariophyceae, Bacillariales, Bacillariaceae. The record is from the annotation of a GenBank genome assembly.
AUGAUACAAUCAUCCCUGCCACUUCAAAAUUUAUGCGCGCGGCUUCCCAUAGGGCGUCGGAACCUUUCCGGUUUCGAUUUGAGUGCCCUCUCGUCUCGUCUUUUGGAGGUGGUUCGGAGUGGAAGCUUAAAUCCGCCCAAUCCUGUCCUGAAAAGUUUGAGAAAUAAGGCCGAUGAUUGUUGGCAUCCUGAGUUUAGGAGAAUGCUACCUUACCACCUUGAGAAUGCAAUUCAAUCGACCAGAACGCAGUACUCUGUUGAUUUGGCAGAGUUAGAAGUGGCAAUCACAGCUGGUGUUGACAAGGAAACACAAUGGAAGACAACAUUAGAUCUCUUGAAUCGAAUAGAUGAGAUUGAAGCGCCAUUGUAUCAAAUUAAAGAGGUCGGACAAUUGUUUUCCGAGCUGGCUGCUUUGCCAGAUCAACAAAAGCAAUGGCAAGAAGCACAUAGAAAAACCAGAUCUAUUCGGGGGGCGCUCCGACCGUUCACAGGGUCCAAAAUCAUCUACCAGACGCUAACUGAGAUGGCUGGUUCAUCCACGGAUGCUCACUUUCCGAUUUAUUUGCGACUUGCUUUUGAGAGAAACGGAUUAUGUGCGGAUGAAGGUCAUCCAGAUAAGAGGCAACAAUUAGUAGAAAUCGAUGAGAAACUGAAGUCGUUGAAUCGUCAAUUGCAGAGCGUUGUCGAAAGAAGUGGAGCCAACAAAUCAGAUCGACUCAGUAUUGUGAAAUAUAUGUACAACAUCAUUGGCUUAACCCAUUUGCAAGCUCAACAUCUUGGGUAUUCCACAGUAAGCUCGAUGAUGAUGCAUGAACGCAAUGCUAUGUCAUCCUCCGUGGAAGAAGUCCUUAAUCAGAAUGAGUCGUUGGCAAACAUUUUAAGGCCGUACGUUCCAAAAGCAUCUGUGACAUUGGACGAAGAAGCUGGAGCUUUCCUGCCUUCAAGCAAGCCCAAAGCACCAACCGAUAGUGAAAAGGAACUUUGGAUAGCAAAGCAAAGCUUCAAGAAGCUUGUGUAUCUAGAUGGUACCAUACAAGCCAUAGUCGAUUUUUGUGACUCGAUUCUUGGAAUAAACAUUGUCGAAAACAAGGAUGCAUCCUCGCUUGGUUGGAAUCAGAAUGUCCGUAUCUUUGAUGUCGCUAAUAAAACUGAUGGAUCUUCGAUUGGAACGAUUUUUUUUGACCCAUACAAUGACAAAUACUGGAGGUCAAGUGAAGCAAGCGAAACUACUAUGUCGCGCCUGUUCUCAAUUCGACCAAAUCAGACACGUUUUCCGGUCGCCGUGAUCGGGCUGUCGAUUGAGCCAACUUGGGAUGAUGUACCCACACCGCUAUCCUGGAAAGACUUUCAAGAUGUUUUGUUCCAUUUUGGCAAUGCAUUACAAAUGCUUUUAUCACAAAAGGCCAAGAUAGACAACAAGACUCCAUACUAUUUGCAACCAUCAGAUGUUUCUCAUUUUCUCGGAAAGUUCAUGGUAUUGUGGCUGUAUAAUGACGGCUUCUUGGAAAGAUUGGCGCAGCUCUCGCAGGACCAGUUCACAUUUCAGCCUGAACUGAUGAGGGUUCUUCGGCAAGAAUUCAAGAAACAAAGAGCCACAAAUUUAAUGGAAAAUAUUUUUUUGUGCACACUGGAACUGGCGAUUUUCACAGAUUUCGAUCCUAGGGGGGACGAGACGUUGGUGUCUCUACAGGGUCGUAUUGCACGAAAAUAUGUUCCCUACGACAUGCCUGAUUCAAACGACCUAGGUCCAAUGAUUGAAAUAUUUCAAUGCAAAAACCUCGACCCAAAGAUUUCUACAAAUUGCCCAGUGCAUUCAGAAAUGCUUGCAUGUAUGGCGUAUAAAAGAUUCAUGACCACGGACUUGCAAAAUGCUGGAGCGGUGGAAAAGUUAGGACAAGGGAUCCGCAAUCUAUUCCUUUCUCCAGAAACUUCUAGCAAGGAAUAUUUUGAAUCUCUGUGCGAUGCAACGGAGAUAUCAGUGAAGUCACUUCGAGAUGUUCACGAUUUCUGA